Messenger RNA from Bombus pyrosoma, 1684 nucleotides. RefSeq lists its product as uncharacterized. The record is from RefSeq and is a predicted model, not a curated record. Bases 302 to 1684 code for a protein of 460 amino acids. The transcript has 6 exons. Lineage: Eukaryota; Metazoa; Arthropoda; Insecta; Hymenoptera; Apidae.
CCUGCCAAAAUUGAAGAUCUUACAUGAUCUUAGAAACUUUUUAUGAAAGUCAAAUUACAUGCGAAUAUAAUACGUAUCGGAGCGUUUGCGGUGUGUUUCAUCAAGGAUCAAAUUAACUGUUAUUCCAAACAGAAAUGCUUGUCAACGCCAUUUAAACACGCGUACCUACGGUUCAAGUAAUUAUUUCCAUCGGUUGAACAAGUUGUUGCCAGCAGCGAGUUUCCGUUCCGACAGUUCUCUUUGUGCUACGGUUGCUGGCAACGAAAUUUUACUCGUUCACGCUCAAGAAUAUUCAUUUUAAAUGAAAUCGUUCAAAGAAAUUCUAUCUAUCGGGCUUUUCAUUUCGCUCCUGGCAAAGAUUUAUACAACUUUUGCGCAACAAUGUUUCGACGAUGGCAAUGAAUUUUGUAUCGACGAGAACGACAUACUUUCGAUAGAUCUGUUGCCUGGAUCCUUUUUAUUCGCCGAUCAACAAGUGAGUGAUAACAGAACGAAAGGUUCCGAAGAUGCAAUAACGGUAGAUGGAUCCAUCGACAACGCUCUAAGUGAAAUGGAAUAUCAUAGGAAAAGGAUGAACGAAUACUUGUGCCACGGCUACAUGGCCGAGGAAAUAGUGAAGAUAAUGAGAGCGCCUAGAGCCAAAAGACGUCUCGAUGUGGCAGAAAGAAACGAUCUGUAUAAUUUAAUGGACAAUGACAAUAUCACUAUACACGAUAAAUUGUUAGCGGACGAAGGAAGUUCAAAGUACAAAAGUUGGUUACAACGAAGGACAACUUUGGACGAUGUAUAUCGGCAUUAUGCUCCGCAAAAGAAGAUAAAGAAGAAGCAUGGAGCUCACAACGAAAAUUUCGAAGAGUUCGAUGGAGAAGUCACGGGUUAUGCGAUGCAAGCUCCUCUACCUUCUGGUAAAGUUGGCUUCUUCGAUGAACAGAACGAGGAAAAUGAUCAUAUGCUUUCAUCCUCGUCGGGGCACAAUAUAUUUUAUGGUCCCGCUUACGGUCCCGCUUACGGUCCCGCUUACGGUCACGGUGGUGAUCAUUUCUUGCAUCACACCGAAACUUUUCCCGCUAUACACGAGGAACAUUAUUACGCCGCUCCGAUUUAUCACGAUCACGAGGAGGAGUACCACAAGCCUUACUACAAAGGAAAGGGAAACGAACUUUCGAUAAAAGACUUCUUCGAAAUUGCCCUUACAGCUCUGGCGUUUCUAGCUUUUGGAUUAUUCAUUAUACAACUAUUAAUGAACGCUACGACCAACAUGAAUACAACCAUAGCCACGGUGACGAACACGGCGAAACGUCUGAGAAGGAAUGCAGUCGAUGGGUUACCUUUAUCGUACGCUAGCCACGAAGAAUUGAACGAAUUAUCUCACAACGUUCUGAGAAGCAUCGAGGCUGCUCUUGUUGCCGAUAUGGAUUUUGGAAAUUGCAUUCGCAAAAUACUUUGCGAGAAUAAUCGACGCUCCGCACAAACCGAAGAUGCGCGUAAAAUCUGGAUGCCUGUAUGGAGUCUAGGAAUGAGUUGGGUGUCCGGCAGGGUGCUGAAAACAUCUACAUGGUCGGCAAUGUUGGAUUCUAUAAAAGCUUCUGUUCUUGGCCUAGGUGGAGCCGACUGUACACUCUUGUAUCCUGACUGCGAUCUCAAAAAGGAAAGGAUCAAGCGACGCAGAAGACGCAGAAAGUAA